This is a messenger RNA of Solanum pennellii, 435 nucleotides long. RefSeq lists its product as uncharacterized. NCBI's taxonomy places the organism in Eukaryota, Viridiplantae, Streptophyta, Magnoliopsida, Solanales, Solanaceae. The transcript has a single exon. Bases 1 to 435 code for a protein of 144 amino acids. The record is from RefSeq and is a predicted model, not a curated record.
AUGCGCCAAGAGUGGAAUAAUUACUCCGGUAUUUGUCGUGAAGGCUCCGCGGGUUAUUUCAAGUGCGGUCAGAUCAUGCAUUUCAUGAGAGAGUACCAAAAGAGUAAGAAAAGCGGUGGAUAUGAGGGAAAUAGAGCACAAUCUUCAUCAGCUGCUCAACCAGACAAGGCUGCUCUUAGGGGAGCUACUUCUAGUGUUGGUGGAGGAACAAACCACUUGUAUACUCUCAAUAAUAGCCAAAAACAGGAAAAUAUGCCAGAUGUUGUUACUGGUAUGAUUCGAGUCUUUGACUUUACUGUUUAUCCAUUGUUAGACCCAGGAGCGAGUUUAUCUUUUCUAACUCUUUAUAUUUCUAUGAACUUUGAAAUUUUUCCUGAGAAACUUAGUGAACCAUUCAGUGUUUCCACAUCUGUUGGCGAAUCCAUUAUAGCUUAA